ACGCCCCUCUGUUUUUUCUUCUUCAUUUUGCAUACACGUACGCUUUACUCUUCAAUUUACCAGUUGAAACCCAUUGAAAGCGAAGCGCGGCUUGUCAAAACGCAGCCACGGCCACGUUGACCAGGCCAGAGCGGCAGCGCAGGAAGAGGAGGAGAAGAAGAAGCGAGGGCAGCCUCUUCAUAGGAUACUAUUCUUAUCUAUCUUUUUACCCCCUUCGGUGGACUUGGCUCUGCCUGCCGGUGAGGAAAAUCUGCUGUUCACACUCAUGAAGCGGUACAGAGACGUUAAAGAUACAGAAAGCGAAUAACGGAAAGGUUAGACGCUACAGUGUAGCGGCGCAAUAGUCGCAUGUGCUGGCUGGGCUCGGCGCUGGAAAGACCAAGUCGGAUUGCAAGCUGAAAUCCUUCAUGUGUGAGAAAUCCUUCACGUUUUAAGGCAAUUUAUUCAAGUAGCUAGAUUAGCUUGGAAACUGCCGCCAAUGCUGGUCCAUUUGCUAUUGUGUGCGUUUGAUAUAACUUAGCUAGGCGGGCAACCAGGACGCGCUGAUGAGCCUGUGUGCGUAGCGGAAUGAUGAUCAAAAUAAACCUCUACCAGACAAGCGCUAAUGGCUCACGUUAACUGUCAAAACCUUUUUUGAUAUUUGACUAUCAAAUUCAGCAUCAUAGCCGGUGUUUCUGGUCAGAACAGAUAGGCCCCGCUAUCAUUUAUAAAACUGUCCUGGUCGCCCAUGUCUUAAAUUGGAAAACAAAGAAUUAAGCUACUGAAGAGGGUAAGCUGGUUAGAUAAGCUUGUUUUAGCGUUUUUAGUUGAGCUAGCAAGCUGGUUCACGGAUUAGACACCCAGUCUGGACAGUAUUGGUCCCUGCAUUUCCUCUACCCUUCUUUGGAGUAGGCUACCCUUCUUUUUUGUUCUUCCUGCGUCGCACCACAAUGAGCGGUCAUACCGGGGACGCCGGUCCCGUGGAAGUGGAGCCCAUGCCGGGAUACUUGGACCUCAUCACCAAGGCCUCCACCGUAAUGCUGGGAGCAUGGAGAGACUGUAGUCCUUGCGGGUUGGAGCUCUCUAAACAGACUCUCCUGGAUAAUGCAAAUAUUACCUUGACCGAGAUCACCCUAUUCUUCUUUUGCGCCUUUUUGUGGACGCAGAUCAGGCGGGGACUGACAGAAAGUCUGUUUCAGCCUCUAGCACAGUGGUGCAGGCUGCUGCCCAAAGAUGCUGCCAAGAUGCCAGAGAGCGCGUGGAAGCUGGUCUUCUACACAAUGUCCUGGUCAUACAGCACCUACCUGCUCUUCUUCACCUCCUACUCCUUUUUCCAUGACCCGCCCUCUGUCUUCUACAACUGGAAGAGUGGUAUGUCAGUGCCUACCGACAUCGCCAUAGCCUACCUGAUCCAGGGCAGCUUCUACGGCCACUCCAUCUAUGCUACGGUCUACAUGGACGUGUGGAGGAAGGACUCAGCUGUCAUGGUGGUGCACCACAUCAUCACCCUGGCACUCAUUAGUUUUUCCUACGCCUUUAGAUACCACAACGUAGGGAUUCUGGUGUUGUUCCUCCACGACAUCAAUGACAUUCAGCUGGAGUUCACCAAGCUCAACAUCUACCUGAAGUCCAGAGGAGAAGGCUAUCACCUGCUCAACGACGUGCUAUCCAACAUGGGCUCAGUCAGCUUCAGCAUCACCUGGUUCUGGUUCCGUCUCUACUGGUUCCCUCUCAAAGUGCUAUAUGCCACAUGUGUGUCCAGUCUCCAGUCGGUCCCCAACAUCCCUUUCUACUUCUUCUUCAACACUCUUCUCCUGGCACUGCUGCUCAUGAACAUCUACUGGUUCUUGUUCAUUGUUGUUUUCGUAGUGAAGGUGCUAAAAGUGAAGGAGGUGAACGACGUCAGGGAGUACGAGGACGAGGAAGGCGACAACAAGGCAGCUGGCCUGCUCAGGGAACCUCAGGCGGAAAACCACGGUGGUGAUGAUGCUGGACAUCACAACUCCGGCCAGGGAAAGCACGUGCAGAAUGGGGUCAACAAAAAGAAGCAUCUAUAACGGGCUAUCCGUCGCCACCACCUGGCCCUAGGCUACAACUACAAGCAUAACAAGAUGCCAUCCUUGGACGGCUCACACUCAAAAAACAUGGCUGGAGGGAAGAGGGUUACAAAAGAAAAAGGGAAACAAAAUAGCAAGUUUUUACCUCUUUUUUUAAAUUUAUUUUACAACAUUUCCUUUCAUCGCUGUCAUUUUGUUUUGUUUUUAUUAGAGCACUGUGAUGUCGUGUCAGGUGACUUUUGGUCUUAUUGUUGUUAACUUUACAUCUGAUAGAUUCAGUAGAAAGAAAUAAAACUGUUUGAGUUAGAGUUAGGCUGUGAUUCUUACGUACAGUCAGACAGGGUGUCAUAAUCCUCACCGUCACCCUGAACAGCGCCACAGCGCCCAGAUUGCAGUCUGUAGACAUUUAGACCAACAGUAACCAUUAGCAACCUGGUAGACAAGCAGCCAAUUCUAAUAGGGUUGAGCUGUGUUAGCGCUGUCAGUGAAAUAAUGAAUUAAUUUCCUCCUUUAACCUCCGACCAACUUCUCUGACGUCAGACAUGAAGAGAAAACGCCCCCAAAAAAAUCAAAUGGGAAACAUUGCGUUGUUCUCAGUAUCAUUUUUCAUGGCUGCAGUAACGCAAGAGAGCCGUUCUACCACAUGUAUUGAUUUUCAUAUCACUGGACAAGUCAGUGGUGGCAACCACACAGCUUCUGGCAUGCAUUAGUUUGAAUUGAAAAGUCACACUGGGGUGUGCGUGUGUGUGUGUGUGUGUGUGUGUGUGUGUGUGUGCGUGUGUGUGUGCGUGCGUGUGUCAGACAUUCCAGGAUGGAUUUUAAACUCAAAAUCCUUCACAAUAUUUCGCCUCUCAGUUUGAUUUCUUUUCACAUUUUAUCUCUUGCACUGAUGAUCAACAGACAUUGGACACAUUUAAUUGUAUGGAAAAAGCUUCUUUUUUUGUAGUUUUGCAGAGCAUCUGUUGCUGCACUGACAUGAAGGCAUUCAAGCUGGUUGCUGGUUUAAUGACAGCAAAUAGCUAGAAUUGAUUGAGCGGGUUUCAGUAUCAUCCUCAUCAUUUAAUUUGUUUAAACAAUAUGUUUGACUAACAUUUAGAACCAGUUUUGUGGGUGGUGAUGGCGGCUAUCGGGUUCACAGAAAAAUGUUAACAAUAUCCAAGAACUUGUGUAAUGAUAAAGAUCAGUGUGAUUAAAAUAAAAAAUAAAAAAACAUUACGUAUGCACACAUUAUGGUAUUCAGGAAUGCAUGACAUUGAAUGAUUUCGGAAAUACGCUAUGAAAUUGUCCUACAGACAAUGAAGAACACAUCCUAUGGCUACGUAAUCCUAAUGUCUCUAUUAAUGUCUAAAAUAACCAUCCUAAAAGUGAUCAUUCUUUGAAGCAGCAGUGACUACUGAACAUGCAUAACGUUGGCUGACAAAACAGAGACAUUUAUUUCAGACGCACAUUAAGUGGCAAAAUUAAAGUCUAUUAUGUCCCAGAAAUCCCACAUAUGGAGAGAGUUUUGAUAUCACCUGUAAUUCAAACUCAUUAAACUACAGUGGAAAGGUUUCCAUGGAUCCCACUGGUUUACUGUUAGUGGAAACAGCUGCUGCACCUGUAGUAAAUAAGGUAUAUGUCUAUUCUUCCUACCUUCUCGAUCAAAUUCAAGCUCUUGUUUUGAUGAACAGCGUGCUUGUGCUGCUGGAGCAGGCCGCAGAUGCCGUUCUGUUUUAGUUUAUCUGUUUGUCUUCCACAAUCCCCACAUAAGCACAUGUGGGGGGGGGAGUUCAAACUACUUUUUAUUUAAUAUUAAACUAUCACUAUUAUUGCUGUAGUUAAGGUUAUCAUUGUUGAAUUGUUUUUGAAUUGCUGCUGCUUUUUGGCUUCCUCUGAGAGCACUGUUGGAAUCCCAGUUUAGUCGUCUUCUUCUGCUGCGUACGAGUCUGUGAUCGUCUGCUUAGAUCGGAUAUAUUUUCUGGGAGAGUUGUUUUGUUCAUCUACAUUACAAACAUCUGGAUUAAUAUCAGAUCUAUUCCUUUUAAUCUAAUUGCUGGCUCACACAUUUUACUGUAUUCUGAUCAUUAUACAUCUGUGCUGUAAAAGUAACAGUUUGUCAAACAUUUUGCUGUGUAAUAUAUCAGACAUCCUGUAGCAUGGUGUUCUGGCAGGAAGUGACCUCUGCCGUCUUGACUAUUCAACUGUGAGUUUGCUGAUAUUUGUGUGAUGGUGAGAGAUGUGAAGUUUGCAAUAAACCCCAAAAAACCUGUAACCUGGAUUAGGAGUGACUCAUCAUCAAGUCUGGUAUGGUACAGUGUGCGAAAAGGUGCACCUUCAAUCUCUCUCCCAACUGUGUCGUGCUACAAACAGUCCUAUGAUGUGAGACUGAGUAACUGCUACUAGGGGUGGGCGAUAUGAAUGUGAAAUGCAUCAUCAGACAAUAUUAAUUUGAUGUACUGUUUACACCGUGGCAUCAAUGUUUAAUCAAUGAGCUGUUUUAUGGAAAUAUUGGAUUUGAUCAUUUUGCAUCUAAAGUACUUUGUCUUUUCAGGAAUUUACAUUGAUGGAUUACCAAAAAAACAGCUGCAGCAACUACCAGGUGUACAGUAGAUCAUUUUAGUAUUUUUUCUGAAACUUUAUUAAAUCAUCAUGUAUGUAAGUAUGAUAUGAAAGAAAUUGUAUCCAUGUCAUCCACCCCUCACUAUUACCCAGAUGUGAGGAAAUCUGAAAUUGAAGGGAGAAAAAAACAUUUUGAAAUUGUUGUUAUUUUUCUUCCUGUAUUGAUGUGGCUUAUUUUUAUUUAAACGUCCAAAAUGUUGGAAACAUGUCGCAUUUGAAGCUCAGUUCAGUCAGACAACGUUUUUGUACAGACGAAAUGCGAGUUGUCUGCCUGAACUGCUGCUCAAAGGCUUCUCCUUCAUUAUAACACAAAGUAUCUUCCUGAGUGCUUUGACUGUGCCAAAAUGUCCACCCAAAUUAUAAGGCAAGUGUUUGUGGGUGCUGGUGACGAGCGAAGAGGAGAGCUAGUCUGCGACAGGCAGAAGAAGCCCUGCAGGUAUUUCUUAUAAAUUGCACUGUAAUUUAAUAUUUGUUUGUUAGUAGAUCAGAAUUAGAAAAGGGAAGGGGGAUUUUUUACUUUACUUUCUUGCAAGAAUCAGUAACCAAAACUCAUAUUUUAAAAUUGAUUUUAACUUUCCAUUUUCUGGACGAUUGUUGCGCUGUAAUUGAUACAAAUUCACCCUUUUUUCUUAAAUCUGACCACUUGAUGAAGACAUACUUGCCCUUUUGUAAUACUAUUUUAAUACCAUUCAGCCAAUGUUUUUGUUUGAUUUUUUUUCCCAUAAAAUAAAACGUGUCAGUAAACAAGAGACUUUCUCCUUGGGAUUUAUUUUUUAUUUAUUUUAAUCAGACCUGAUAUCAUUUUCUUUGCAAAGAUCAAGUGUUGUGGAUGAGGUUCAGACCAGAGAAGAGUUCCGUUCAGUGCACAAAUGAAAACCAACUGCUUUAAUAAAUUAAAAAGUAAUAUGUACCAUACAGUAUUUCUUUCAUAGUGGU
This is a messenger RNA of Etheostoma cragini (Arkansas darter), 5570 nucleotides long. RefSeq names its product ceramide synthase 1 (gene cers1). Lineage: Eukaryota; Metazoa; Chordata; Actinopteri; Perciformes; Percidae. Gene Ontology annotation, cellular component: membrane. Gene Ontology annotation, molecular function: sphingosine N-acyltransferase activity. Gene Ontology annotation, biological process: ceramide biosynthetic process. The coding region runs from base 930 to 2036 and encodes 368 amino acids. The transcript is spliced from 7 exons. The record is from RefSeq and is a predicted model, not a curated record.